Racocetra fulgida is the source of this 779-nucleotide messenger RNA. NCBI's taxonomy places the organism in Eukaryota, Fungi, Glomeromycota, Glomeromycetes, Diversisporales, Gigasporaceae. The record is from the annotation of a GenBank genome assembly.
AUGGCCUCCUUAUUAGACGAAUGGAUCCGGCAUGGUUUCUAUAAAUUAGGAGAUAAUUAUAUUAUGGGUAGUGAUGGUAAGCAAUUCUUCAUUGAUAUUCUCAAUCCAUGUUAUUUAAUCUUAUUUUUUGUAGCUUGUGGUACAGUUGAAGAAGUGAAAGAUGAAAAGUAUGAUAAUUUUGUCGGAAAACAAGUCAUUAUUUAUCCUUAUUUGGAAUGGGAAAACGAUGCGCGUUCUUCACGUCAUGUCCUCAAAAUACUGGGAGGCCCAGUUGAUGGAACUUUCUGCGAAAGAAUUGUUGUUCCGGCCAAAAAUCUUAUGGAGAAGCCUGAUCAUUUGACACCUGAACAAGCUGCCACGUUACCUAUUGCUGGAUUGGUUGGUGAAACUGUUCUAAUCACAGGUAGUGGUGGAGGUUGUGGUCUAUUCUUGAUUCAAUUUGCCAAGGCAUUUGGUGCCAAGGUAUUUUUCACGACAGGUCAAAAAUAUAAGCUUAACUUUUUAGAAAACAAGUUUAAUAUCAAGGGAGUACUUUAUACAGAAGUGAAUUGGUCUGAUAAGUUGAAACAAAUUGUAUCUGAGGAGCAUGGUGGAUUUUUUGAUAUGAUUAUUGAUUCUCUUACUAUUAUUGGUUCAGAUCUUGGCAACUUUACUGAAUUUAAAUCUAUGAUAAAUUUUAUUAUUGAUUACAAAAUUGUUCCAUUAAUUGAUUCUGUUGUGCCAUUCGACCGAAUAAUGGAACAAUUCACUAAAAUGGAAAGGCGAGAACAAAUUGGCAA